Messenger RNA from Ectocarpus sp. CCAP 1310/34, 3171 nucleotides. NCBI's taxonomy places the organism in Eukaryota, Phaeophyceae, Ectocarpales, Ectocarpaceae. The record is from the annotation of a GenBank genome assembly.
CUGCUGCCUGCCUAACACCACGUGCCGGCGGUAUCACUUUCUCUGCCAUAUCGCAAAGGCGGCGAGUGCGCACACAACAUGCCUAAUUCGGUAGACGGAGAUGGAACUUUGGGGGCGAACGAGACUGCAUCUGAGGUCGACAAUGGAAUCAGUGCAAUGCUGGCUCUUAGCGAGCAGGGUUCGGAGUUCGGCGGCGACGGCUUUACAGACUACCAAGACAGUGUUGUGUCUGAGAGAAAAAAGAAUGGCGGCUACCAGUUUUCCGAGAGCGCGAGUGUGGUGAGCCACGCCCCCUCGAUGGAACUCGAUUCCGCUUCGGCAUAUCAGAGCUACGGCCAAGAAGAGGGGGAUACCGGAGGCGUGACGACGGGGUUUGAGGGCCUAAGGUUGGGAGAUGAGCCAAGGGGAGGAGGAGAGGGUGCGAUGAGCAUGUUGGAAGGGGAAGAAGGCGAAAGGGCUGAUGACGACUACGCCAAAGAUGUGGAGGCUCUAGAGUGGGCGUGCCGUUUUUGUGGCAUUCACGAUCCGGCGUGCGUCGUGCGUUGCGUGGAGUCGGGCAAAUGGUUCUGCAACUCUUGCGGCAAUGCAUCUGGCAGCCACAUUAUCCAGCACCUCGUACGCUCGAGAAACAAUCAGGUGUGCUUGCACCCCGACUCUCCCCUGGGCGAGACAAUUCUGGAGUGCUACAAUUGCGGGUCGCGCAAUUUGUUUCUGAUGGGUUUCGUGCCCGCCAAGGCGGAUUCAGUGGUGGUUUUGCUGUGCCGCGUUUGCGUGGAGGGAGCUCCAGGCCUCAAGGACAUGGGGUGGGACCUUUCGGAGUGGCUGCCUCUGGUGCAAGACAGACGUUUUUUGCCGUGGCUCGUCAAGGUGCCUUCGGAACAGCAGCAGAUCGCCAAGUUAGAGGAGUUGUGGAACAAGGAGCCAGAGGCCACGCUAGAGGACCUGGAAAAGCCGGGAAUAGACGACGAGGCUCAGCCGGUGCUGCUGAAGUACGAGGAUGGCUACCACUACCAGAACAUCAUGGCCCCCCUGGUGAAGCUCGAGGCUGACUACGACAAGAGCUCGAAAGAUAGCCAGGGUCAAGACGGUCUGAGCGUGCGAUGGGACCAAGGGCUCAACAAGAAGCACAUCGCGCUGUUCCGUCUGGCGCAGAGCGAGGAGCACAUGGCUAGGAUGACGGCGGGUGACGAGCUGAAGCUUUCGCUAGACCCGGUGGGGCAGCGAGCGUAUGGGAAGCCCUGGGAGGGUUUGGGGCAUGUCCUGCGAAUAGCUGACAGCGAGGUGGCGCUGAUGAUGCUCGGGGGCAUGGUGCCAACCGAAAUCACCGACGGGUACCAGGUGGACUUCGUGUGGAAGGCAGUGUCGUAUGACCGAAUGCAAGUGGCCCUCAAGACCUUUGCGGUGGACGACACGUCGGUAUCGGGCUACAUCUACCACAGGGAGUCAAACACGCGAUUGCCCAUGGUACGGACGUACACGACUAAACCACUUUCCCUUCCCCACGCCACCCGCCUCCGCUACCCAUCUCGCAAACUUGAAAGAUUGCUUGGUCACGAAGUAGAGCCUCAAGUGCUGCGGGUCACGCUCCCCCCCCGCUUCUCCGCGCCGGGGUUGCCGGAGCUCAAUCACUCGCAGUUCACCGCCGUGAAGGCGGUGUUGCAGCGGCCGCUGUCUCUGAUCCAAGGGCCUCCCGGCACAGGCAAGACGGUGACAUCGGCGACUCUGGUGUACCAUCUAGCUCGCCAGGGAAUGGGACAGGUGCUCGUCUGUGCACCUUCCAACGUCGCAGUGGACCACCUGACAGCCAAGAUCAGCGCUACUGGCCUCAGGGUGGUGCGCCUAUGUGCGAAGAGCCGGGAAGCGGUGUCUACGGACGUGGACCAUCUGUCUUUGCACGUGAUGGUCAGAGCGCUGGACACGCCAGACAAGCAGGACCUGCGCAAGCUGCAGCUGCUCAAGGACGAGCUGGGUGAGCUAGUGGCGGCGGAUGAGAAGCGUUUCCGGCGACUUCGGUCCAGCGCGGAACGAGAGAUCUUGCAGGCGGCUGAUGUCAUUUGCACUACCUGUGUGGGAGCUGGUGACCCUCGCCUUAGCAACGUCAACCUGCGCUUCCGACAGGCAAGCAGCAUGCCGUUGCUGAUACACCUUGCUGAUACCGUGUGCGGGACACGUCCAAAAGCGUGUCUCAACAAGUACGAGCAGGUGUCUAGCUUCACAAACGUCGAGUGGGACGCGGUGUUGAUCGACGAGGCAACUCAAGCCAUGGAAGCCGAGUGCCUCAUUCCGAUAGUCAUGGGCGCCAAGCAGCUGGUGCUGGUGGGAGACCACUGUCAACUAGGGCCGGUGGUGCUGUGCAAGAAGUCGUCGAAGGCGGGGCUAACGCAGUCUCUGUUCGAGAGGCUCGUGCUGCUCGGGAUACGACCCGUCCGUCUUCAGGUUCAGUACCGGAUGCACCCUUGUCUGUCGGAGUGGCCGUCCAACAUGUUCUACGAGGGAACACUUCAGAAUGGCGUCACCGAGGGAGAGCGAGUGAUGGACCAGGUAGACUUCCCGUGGCCGGUGCCCUCCAAGCCCAUGUUUUUCCUCAUGACCACGGGAGUCGAGGAGAUCUCGUCGAGCGGGACAUCCUACCUCAACCGCACAGAGGCCACGGCGGUAGAAAAAUGUGUCACGAGGUUCUUGCAGAAGGGCGUCACGCCAGACCAGAUCGGGGUGGUGACCCCCUACGAGGGUCAGCGAUCGUACCUCGUCGACCACCUUCAAAGAACGGGCUCGCUGCGAUCAUCGCUUUACUCGGAGAUCGAGGUGGCCAGCGUGGAUUCCUUCCAGGGCAGGGAGAAGGACCUUAUCUUGCUCACCUGCGUGAGGUCAAACGAGCACCAGGGUAUCGGGUUCCUUUCUGAUCCCCGGCGCCUUAACGUAGCCCUCACGCGUGCUCGCUUCGGGUGCAUCAUCAUCGGGAACCCUCGCAUACUGGCAAAGAACCCUCUCUGGAAUGCUCUCGUGAACUUCUACAAGGACCACGAGUGCCUCGUGGAAGGCCCCUUGGACAACAUGCAGCCGUCGCUCAUGUCCUUUCCGCCCCCGCUCAACAGGCGCAACGAUCAGCGCAGGCUCUACUUCACGGCGCUCGCGCAGGGCACACACGCCGCUGCGAACUCACAGGGGUGA